AUGACCAAAAUACUGAUGACGGAUGAAUCAUCUAAUGUUGUCAUAAGCUUAUCAAAAACGAAACGCCAGCUAUACGUAGCUUUUGGUCUUAUUUUAUUAUUGAGUAUCGCAGCACUUGCUUUAACAGCCAGUACGUUGGGCGUAGUUAUAAAUCGAUUAAAUUUAAUUAAUAAUACAACGAAAGACCAGCCAUCAUCAAUUACUAGCACAACGACGGAACAAUCACCAUCACUUACUAGCACAACGACGGACCAACUAUCAUCACUUGUUGAUACAAUAAAGAUUGAUCAGUUAAUAACACAUUUACAACAAUUACAAGUGAUAGCUGAUCAAAGUAAUGGUACACGUGCAAUAGCCACCCAAGGUUUUAAUUCAACACUCGAUUACAUUACAUUGAUUCUUCAACAACAAACAAAUUAUAUAAUACAACAUCAAUAUUUCACUGUACGUAAUUAUAUUUUAGAACGCGAUCCAACACUAAUAUCAUCUAUCGAUGGUACUCAAGUCACAUAUACAUACCUGGUCGAUUUUACUUACAUUUUAUUUUCAUCAGCAGCUAACUUCUCAUCAUUUGUCCCUUUGAUUGCCGUACCCAAUCUGGGUUGUAAUGAUAGUGACUGGAUGGGAGUAACAGUCCUCGGUCGUGUGGCGUUAGUUAAACGUGGCGAUUGUACAUUUAUAGAAAAAUCUAGUUUGGCACAAAAAUAUCAAGUUGCUGGCCUGCUUAUUUAUAAUGAUGGUACAGCACCCGAUCGUUUUCAACCUAUGACCGGUAUAAGGAAUAAUCUAAACACAACAAUUCCAGCAUUAUUUCUCUCAUAUCAACUCGGAAUGCUAUUAGUUGAAGCUGCUACAAAUACAUCAGCAGAUAUUAUUAUGAAUAUUGAUGUUAAAGAUGCUAAUGGUAUUGGAAAUAUUUGCGCAGAUACACCAACAGGUGAUAAAACAAAAACAAUUGUUAUCGGGAGUCACAGCGAUGGAGUGCCGGCUGGUAGCGGUAUUAAUGACAAUGUUGGAAAUCUGGUAUUAGCUAUCAAUUUAGCUCGUUUGUUAACAUCGUCAUCAAAACGCUACGAUCCGUAUCCUUAUCGUGUACGAUUUUGUUGGUGGGGUGCAGAAGAAAUUGGACUUAUUGGUUCUAUUUAUCACGUAGACCAAGCUCUUUUAUCAACGACAACGACUGAAGGUGAACGUUUCCAAGAUUAUUUACUAAAUUUAAAUUAUGAUAUGUUAGGUUCACCUAAUUAUCGUUUUGGUAUUCACGAUGGCACACAAGCACCACCAGGAACACCAGAAGAAGCCAUCAACGGUAGUAUUCGUAUAUCAGAAUUAUAUCGUGAAUGGUUUAAUAAACAAAAAUUACCAUGGAGUAAUUCAUCGCUUGGUGGUGGUAGUGAUUAUGUUCCAUUUCUGGCUGCAGGAUUAGUGGUUGGUGGAAUAGCAGCAGGUGCAGGGGGUAUCAAACCAAUGGCUGAACGAGACAGAUACGAUCAACUAUUAGGUCAAGGUCUAGGUGGUUUAGCCAAUGCUGCGUUUGAUACAUGUUAUCAUCAACAAUGUGAUCGAAUACAAAAUAUAAAUACAUUUGCAUAUGAAAACAUAGUUAAAGCAGCUGCAUAUGUAUUAGAAUAUUUAGGACGUUUGAAUGAUCUGGAAAACUGGUUGUAUCCUCAAGGUAGAUCAAAAUAUGUUGUACAAAACUAUAAUAGUUUGUAUGAAUUUGACGGAAGUACUAGAAUAUAA
Didymodactylos carnosus is the source of this 1743-nucleotide messenger RNA. Lineage: Eukaryota; Metazoa; Rotifera; Eurotatoria; Philodinida; Philodinidae. The record is from the annotation of a GenBank genome assembly.